CCAGGAACGACCGCCCCAAACCAACAAAAGAGUGCGCCCCUUCCACCACAACAAUGGCCACCAAAGCGCCCCUCCGCUCCCUCCAGGCGAUUGCCCAACGCCCUUCCCUCUGCAGCGCUUGCACGCCCCUCUCCUCCCUCGCGUCCCGGGUCGCCCCCGCACAAGCACAGAAGCUGUUCUCCACGAGCGCCGCGCGCGCGGAGGAGCUGAGCGAGAGGCCGCGAUGGUCGUUUACGCCGGAGAAGAUGAAGGCGCCGUUCCAGCCGCGUGUUAAGAACCCGCAGAUGGCGUUUUCGGUUAAUGAGGAUCCGGCGCUGUUGGAUGCUAUGUAUACCAAGUUUUUGGGUGUGGGUGGGGAGAAUGCGCUCACGGAUGAGGUGAAGUGGCUUGCGGUUACGCAUAAGAGCUUUGAUCAGGGGAGGAGAGGGUUUAACGAUAAGCUGGCUUUUUUGGGGAAGAGGAUUCUUGUGCUUCAGGGCACGACGGUGCUGCUUACGUCCCAGGCACCGCCUCCUCCAUCGACAGAUACUUAUAACCGCGAACCCUUCAACCACCCAUCCCUCGAUGGCCUUGCCAAGGUCCAGGCAGUCGACCUUGGGGACGUGCUGUCCAAGCAGAGAGUAGGACAACUCGCGCGCUCAUAUGGCAUCGACCAGGUCACAAGGUGGAAGCCGAGAAACCCGCUGAGACUAGGAGCAUCCGGUGUCGAUGUCGUCCUGACGACUUCCGUGUACGCUAUAAUCGGAGCACUGGCGUUACAGAAGGGCGGCGAAUUCGCCGGCCAGGUCGCGAGAGAGAAGGUCCUGAAGCCCUUGAGUCUGUUGUAGGCGAAGCGGUUGUGUAUUAUACAUUUUAUGAGCAUUUAUUGGCGUCUGGAUGUUCGAGUAUUGUAAAUUAGAAUAUAGAUAUUGAAUGUUCAAAAGAUUUAGUUUGACUCUGGAUAAUGGGGAGAAUCAUCAAACGGGACACUAUAUUUAACUUU
Messenger RNA from Pseudogymnoascus destructans, 982 nucleotides. RefSeq lists its product as uncharacterized. Gene Ontology annotation, molecular function: structural constituent of ribosome; ribonuclease III activity. Gene Ontology annotation, biological process: mitochondrial translation; RNA processing. Bases 54 to 827 code for a protein of 257 amino acids. The transcript has 3 exons. Lineage: Eukaryota; Fungi; Ascomycota; Leotiomycetes; Thelebolales; Thelebolaceae. The record is from RefSeq and is a predicted model, not a curated record. Gene Ontology annotation, cellular component: mitochondrial large ribosomal subunit.